GUAUAUUUCAAGUCGCGGAUCCAAACUGGGUAGUCGAUAGCCCAUAAGCUUUUACCCCGACCCUCCACCGAUGGAGCUCACUGAUCGCCCUGUGUUAUCCGACAACGCUCACAAGAGUCUACCUUCUAUGCAACAAUAAGUGUUCGCACAUAGCUUUCCUUCUGAACCACACGGCAAUUUGGGUAUGGCCUUGCCAAACAGCGGUGCUCGUACCGGGUUUACGAUCUCAUGGGACACUCAUGCUCUGACUGCAGGUAUAUAAUCAAAUCGAAGAUGGUCAGUGUUCACCGCCGUCCCUAGCCCACGAUGCCCCCGCUGGCGCUGCCGCCGUCGACGGUGUUUCCUCUCACAGAAGCACAGCUGGUCUCGCUCUUCAUGCAGAGCUUCGCAUUUGGCGUGCAUGCGGUUGUCUUCGCGGUCUGUAUCCACAGGUGGUUCAGCCGGUUCAAGAUGGCCGGACUCAAUACCAAGUCCUGGCCUUGGGUGGUCGUCGCUACUGCCUUGUUCAUCAUCGGCGCGGUGGAUGUAUCCCUGAACUUGUCGCACAAUGUGGUUGCAUUCGUGUUCUUCAAGGGAUUUGGAGGCGCCACGUUCCAAUUCGAGAUUGUAUCGUUCUGGAUCAAUAUCGUUAGGAGCGUGCUAUAUUCCCUCAAUGUGAUGAUCUCCGAUGCUGCUCUGAUUUAUCGUUGCUGGAUCGUAUGUGCCCACUGGAAGCCACGUCGCUGGGUUGUCAUUGCUCUCCCCUGCUUGUUAUGGCUCGGCGCAACGAUCUGCGCGAGCGCAGAUGUCUUCUAUGUGGCCACCCUUGACAUCAUGAGCUCGAUACCGCACGAGAAAACCCUCCGGCCAUACCUUUUUGCCACAUAUUUGCUGUCGCUCCUUCUAAACAUCUCAGUCACUGGCUUGAUCGUUUAUCGGAUGUGGUCGCUCAACAAGAAAAUAUCGUCACUCACCAAGCAGCGUCGAAACGGGUCGGAACGUCUCAAAACCGUCAAUCGCAUAUUCCUGGAGUCCGCGCUCUUGUACACAUUAUCCGUCGUUAUCAGCGCCGUCUUGGAAAUGGUCAGUAACGACGCCUUCUACAGCAUUACAUCUGUCAACGUGGAACUUGGAGGAAUAACCUUCGACCUCAUCAUCAUCCGUACAUGGACGGCAAUCGCGCGCGAAGAUAGCCGCACAUUCGUCGAGUCGUUCAUCAUGGAACCUCCUCCCGCAUUACCGCUUCUGGACUUCCGGGGAUCUGGCUCAUUUACCCUCCCUCCUCCGAGUCGUAUCAGCUUCGCCGCCCCAUCGGAGCUUGGCAGCUACCGUACCGAUGUCAGCAAGUCGAGAAGAUUCUGAGAGCAUGGAACAUGCAACUCGCUUGCUACAUCAGCUUGGCUAGGCGGUCUUGGUAUCAAUUUUCACGACAUUCUCCCUUCAUUUGCACAGUGGCGGCUCGGACAGACCACAUCUUGGACAUUGAGUGAUUGGACUUAAAAUUGGACACAUAACUAUCUAUGGACAUUACUGUGCAGCGAUUGCAUGUCAGAACAAUAUGUAGCUUCAACUUGUAUAUAGACCAACCUUGUAUUGCUCUUUCGGCGGAAUAUAUGGAGUCUGUA
This is a messenger RNA of Rhodofomes roseus, 1604 nucleotides long. RefSeq lists its product as uncharacterized. The transcript is spliced from 6 exons. Bases 307 to 1341 code for a protein of 344 amino acids. Lineage: Eukaryota; Fungi; Basidiomycota; Agaricomycetes; Polyporales; Fomitopsidaceae. The record is from RefSeq and is a predicted model, not a curated record.